AUGUUCGAUACCGGCGAGCAGAACGUACAGCUGGUUAUGCAGAGAAGCGCUAUCAAAUACCAAAAUGUGAAGUUCGGUCUACCAAAGUCUAGCCGACCAAUAAUCAAUGUAACAAUCGCCCAAAAGUCCAUCGAGAGGCAUCCGCGUCCAAAUCAUGCAGUCGCAUAUAACUCAACCGGCCUACCACUCGAAUUUAAGGGCUUCAAGCAAAUUCUGUCGCAGCCUUAUUGUUGUCAACGUCCCGUCAGGAACAUCAGGCCAAAUGCCUGGGUGGUCCUCAUAAAACUUACUCGACCACGGCGAACAACUGCAGUCAAGCUCACAAUUGAAUGCAAUCCGUGUGGUGGCAGAGUAGUCACGGUGGUUGAUCAACUUAGUGGUAGAACGGCCACUCUUUUGUGCAGCAAGCAAGCGUUGAAUAACUGCGCACGCUACAAACUCCAGCAUUUCAAGCUGUAUUACUCCCGCAACGACAGAGGCACUCAGAAAGUUUAUAACACUAAUUCAGUGCUACCUCCAGGGACGCAACUCAGUGAUUCAUACGGCGUCACGUUUGUUUUAAGCAAACAAUGGAACCCGAUUUAUGCAGUGCUACCAUCGCAGGUGGAGAUAAUCACAUGUCAAAUCCACAUUACGAGGGGAGUUUCAUCAGCCGAUAAUCCUGACCUAGAUUUCGUUGAAGGUCCACUAAGAGCGGCAGUGGCUCUAUCCGGUGCCAGGCAGGGCCUAAUUGUGAUCGGCGAUUUUGAAACUUUAUUUCGGAGCAGUUAUUGGCGUGAGCUACUGGAAUCAUUUAACGAUAAAAUAAUAAUUGUGCAAGCCACUGGAAUCACUUAG
Messenger RNA from Gongylonema pulchrum, 837 nucleotides. The record is from the annotation of a GenBank genome assembly. Lineage: Eukaryota; Metazoa; Nematoda; Chromadorea; Rhabditida; Gongylonematidae.